Messenger RNA from Eimeria mitis, 1377 nucleotides. RefSeq lists its product as uncharacterized. Bases 1 to 1377 code for a protein of 458 amino acids. Lineage: Eukaryota; Apicomplexa; Conoidasida; Eucoccidiorida; Eimeriidae. The transcript has 3 exons. The record is from RefSeq and is a predicted model, not a curated record.
AUGGCAGCACUUGCUUCGUCAGCAUCACCUGCUGCAGCAGCAGCUGCAGCAGCAGCUGCAGCAGCAACAGCAGCAGCAAAAUCCCCUGCAGCACGAUCACCUGCAGCAGCAGCAGCACCUGCUGCAGCAGCAGCAUCCUCUGAUGAGGACGAUAUUGACUUUCAGGAUGAUUGGGGUGUACAGACAGCUCAGAUAGGCUCAAGGAAGCAGCCAGAAGCUGCUGCUGCAGCUACAAGUGCAGCACAACCAGCAACUCCAGCAGCAGCAGCAGCACCAGCAGCAGCACCUGCUACUGCAGCAGCACCUGCUGCUGCAGCACCUGCUGCUGCAGCGCCUGCUGCUGCAGCAGCAGCAGCUGAAGAAGAGGAUAUUGACUUACAGGAUGACUGGGGGGCACCGACAGCUCAGGCAACAGCAGAGGCCCCAGCAACAGCGGCAGCAACGCCAAUAGCAGCAUCAACAGCAGCAGCAGCAGCAGCAGCAGCAACAACAGCAGCAGCAGCAGCAGUUGACCGGGAUGAGCUGGACUUCGAGGCUGUCUGGGGAGCCCCUGCAAUUCAGCCGCCUACAGCAGUCCCUGCAGCAGCAGUCUCACCAGCAGCAGCAGCACCGCCUGCAGCAGCAGCAGCAGGAACCCCUGCAGCAGCAGCAGUAGCAGCACUUGCAGCAGCAGCAGCAACUCCUACAGGACCUGCAGCAGCAGCUGCAGCAGCAGCAGCAGCAGCAUCUGAAGAGGAAGACCUCGACUUUGGAGACGACUGGGGAGUUGCAGCAACUGGGGCAGACACAAGCAAAGGAGCAGCAGCACUUGCUGCAGCAGCAUCACCUGCAGCAGCACCACCUGCAGCAGCAGCACCUUCAGCAGCAGGGUCUUCUGCGUCAGCAGUGCAUGCAGCAGCAGAAACAGCAGCAGCAGCAGCAGCAGCAGCAGCAGCAGCAGCAUCUGAAGAUGACGAUCUGGAGUUCGAAGAUGAUUGGGGAGCCCCAACGUCUCAGAAUAACACAAAAGCCCCAGCAGCAGCAGCAGCAGCAGCAACAGCAGCAGCAGCAGCAGCAGCAGCAGCAACUUCUCCAGCAGCAGCAGCCAUGGCAGAAGCUGCAGCAGCAGGUGAUGAGGACUCCCUGAGCCUUGAUGACGAUUGGGGGCCCCCUGGGGGAGAAUCGCAUGCAGGCCUUGCAGCUGCUGCAGCGCCAGCAGCAGCAACAGCAGCAGCAGCUCCAGCAGCAACAGCAGCACUAGCAGCAGCUGCAGCAGCGCAACCAGCAGCAGCAGCAGCAGGUGCUGCUGCUGCUGCUGCUGGGGCAGAGGAGCUGGAGUUUACCCUGGAUGAUUCGUGGGCUGAAGACAUCGAUCUGGAGGAGUUGCUGCGAGACUGA